Molecule: messenger RNA, 1511 nt
Organism: Magallana angulata
Lineage: Eukaryota; Metazoa; Mollusca; Bivalvia; Ostreida; Ostreidae
Exons: 2
Coding region: 90-1187 (365 amino acids)
Source: RefSeq, a predicted model, not a curated record
UGAUAAGUUUACGUCUGAUGUAAAGGACGAGUUACAAAUACACAGAAACUUUUUUUCUCACUGAUUCGUGGUUUUUACAUUGCGAUUCAAUGACAACAAAUUCCAACAUGAUAGCGUUAGUACUUACGACAUUAAACUUGGGUUCCGGUUUGGUAAAGUCUUUAACCAUUGACGUAAAUAGCUUUACCUAUAUGGAAUCGGCACCAAGAACAACGGAACCAAACGUCUCCAUGGAGGUCCCCCUGAUGGCACGAGCUGGUAGUCCCAGGAUCUCUUGUGGGGCACACUGUGUAUCAGCAGGCCAGUGUGUUGGGAUAGAGGUGUGUGGGGGAGAGCUUUGUCGUCUGUGGAAUGGAAGCUUUCAAACUAACGUUACUUUUAGUUCGACAUCAGCGAUCGACUGUCAUCGCUAUUCGAAGAAUUCACAAUCAGGUCCAAAUAUAGACAUUACCACUGCUGCUGUAGCAAGUAACCUUCAGACAACUGACUUAUCUACUAUAGCUGUUGGAGGAACUUACAGCCCUACAACUGCUGCUGUUCCAACAAAAAUUAACCUUGGGACAACUGCUUUAACCAUUACAGCUAAUGGAGGAACUACUGACCAAACAACUCUAGCUGUUCCAACGACAAAUAGUGAACAGACACAUGGUCCAACUACUGUAGCUAAUGGAGGAACAACCGACCAAACAACACUAGCUGCUCCAACGACAAAUAGUGAACAGACACAUGGUCCAACUACUGUAGCUAAUGGAGGAACAACGGACCAAACAACUGUAGCUGUUCCAACGACAAAUAGUGAACAGACACAUGGUCCAACUACUGUAGCUAAUGGAGGAACUACCGACCAAACAACUGUAGCUGUUCCAAAGACAAAUAGUGUACAGACACAUGGUCCAACUACUGUGGCUAAUAGAGGAACUACCGACCAAACAACUGUAGCUGUUCCAACGACAAAUAGUGUACAGACACAUGGUCUAACUACUGUGGCUAAUAGAGGAACUACCGACCAAACAACUCCUGCUGUUCUAACGACAAAUAGUGUACAGACACAUGAUCCAACAACUGUGGCUAAUGGUGGAACAACCGAACUCACCACUGAUAUUGUUCAAACAACAGAUGACCCAACCACUCCUGCUCUUGCGGGAUCUUCCGAUGCGACGACUGUUGCUCUUCCAACAACAUCUUAACUUUAGACAUCUUGUCUUCUAUGUUUCUUUAAAUAACCGAUUAGACCAGCAAAAAAAACCCCCAGAAACACACGGAUUUUAUAUUGUGUUGACUUAUUAAUAUGGAACUUUGCGUCCUUUUCAACGAAAGUUUAUAGGCUUUUCAUCAUUAUUACACUGCCGUAAAUAAACAAUAUAGCGAAUCCUUUUCUGAAAAAAGCAGACCAAAAUCUAAAACAAAGGAUUUAACUAUCUUUAUUGUUUGCUGACAUUUCAAUUAAAAAAAAUAAAAUCCUUACACAUGUUUCAUUAACAUUAAGUAUUUUAUUUUUGUUAAGGAAUUAA